This is a messenger RNA of Dichotomopilus funicola, 1026 nucleotides long. RefSeq lists its product as uncharacterized. The transcript has 3 exons. NCBI's taxonomy places the organism in Eukaryota, Fungi, Ascomycota, Sordariomycetes, Sordariales, Chaetomiaceae. The record is from RefSeq and is a predicted model, not a curated record. Bases 1 to 1026 code for a protein of 341 amino acids.
AUGCGUCGUUCCAUUGAUAUCUUCGGCUCUGAGCAGCCUUGGAUUAAGAGAUUGCGUACUACCAAGUCUCGAAGCCCAAAGGCCGGGGACCAGCGGCUUUUUGACCUCCCAUCUCCCAAACCGACCAACCCAAGCAGUACAGAAAAUAUCCCGUCCUCCUCAUCACCUGCCGGGCACCGGGCCAGCCUAGAACGACAGUCCCUUAAAUUCCUACGAGAGCGACUAGUUCCCCGACUAAAGAAACCCGCGCCACCAUCGGUUGUUGAGAUUGUAGCCAACACCAAUAAGCAGCCUGCCAAGCCUUCUGUUGCCCCCUUUUUCCAGCGCACCAAAGCCGCUUUUUCGGACGAACCGGCACUGAACACAAAGAAGACUGCUAAAACAAACAGCCCAAGUCAGAGACACCCCGUAGAUGCAGAUGACCUGAUUCAGCAACUCAAAGAACACUACCUUCAGACGGCCACAUCGCUCCACCAAAGCGCCAUCAUCCGCCUCGAUCAAACGCAUGCAGACCUAUCACGUAAACUUACCCAAGCCGUCACUAAAGCGGACGACGCCUUUCUUGAAGCAACAGAGUCACACAUUACCAAGCUUGCCGAGCCGCUUAGCGUAUUUCGCAUUCGAUCACAGCAGCGUAGUGCUGAUGGCAGCUUGCGUACCCGAGAUGACGCGGUUGGAGAUCUGGUGGCGCGCGCUGAGGCCCAGGUGCGGGAGUUUGAGAGGGAUAUGGGGAGGCUGUGGGAGGAGUGGAUGGUAAUGGAACGCGAGGCGAAGGAGUUGGUGGGAGAAGUGGUGGCCGCUGUUUCUCGGGGGAGUGGAGCUGGGAAAAUAAGAGGGACAGAUGAAACGGGAGAUGUUCUGAGUCGAUUUAGAGAGGCGAUUGUGGGAGAGAUUGAUGCGGCUGAAGAAGGUGUUGCGGACCUUGGCGAGGAGGCGUUGUGUGCGAUGAAGGAGAUUGAGAAGAAUUUCAGGAAGGCCACACUACCGGAUUUGCAUACCUUCUUCCAAUCUAUCGAUGAGCCUUGA